Molecule: messenger RNA, 5283 nt
Organism: Nyctereutes procyonoides (raccoon dog)
Lineage: Eukaryota; Metazoa; Chordata; Mammalia; Carnivora; Canidae
Gene: ARHGEF6
Product: Rac/Cdc42 guanine nucleotide exchange factor 6
Exons: 21
Coding region: 742-2622 (626 amino acids)
Biological process (GO): intracellular signal transduction
Molecular function (GO): guanyl-nucleotide exchange factor activity; protein binding
Source: RefSeq, a predicted model, not a curated record
CCCGCCCGCCGCCGCCGCCCCGCGCGCCCUGGCCCGGCUCGCCACCAGCGCACCCGGCGGGCGGGUCUCCCGCACCCGGCUCGGCGCCGCGCUUCUCCGCCUGCUGAGCCGCACGGCCCCGGCAGCAAGAACUUGAGGGCAAGAAUCUGGCUUCCCUUUAGAUUAAAAACAAACAAACAAACAAAAAGGCAUAAAGAAAAUCCUCAGGCUGGAGAGGUGGCGGGCGCGGCACAGAGUUUGGAGACGGGCGCCCCCUCCUCGCCCGCGUUCAGGAGCAAAGUUGCAGCCGCCCCUCCCCGCCCGGGCGAGCCGAGCCCAGCUCUCCAGUUUCGCUCGGGUGGCGGCCGCGUUCAGGGCAGGGUCCCAGCUCCGGCUGGGGUGCACAGUUCCCGCAGCCUUGGCACGGGCUCGCCCGCCCGCUCGCCGGCCCCGUGACUCGCCAGGGCGAGCCGCUUCCAGGAGGCGGCGGCGGCGGCGACGCGGCCGGAGCCAGCGAGCAGCGGGAGAAGCAGCGGGCAGCGGCCGAGCCAGGUAUUUGAUCCUGAUGACCUUUAUUCAGGGGCCAACUUCUCCAAGGUCCUCAGUACUCUUUUAGCUGUCAACAAGGCAACAGAAGAUCAGCUAUCAGAAAGACCAUGUGGACGUUCUUCUCUUACUGCAGCUAAUAGUUCUCAGACAAACCCACAGGGAGGAGUUGCUAGCACAGCUCCAGGCCUGCAAAGGCAGUCAAAGACAGUGGAGAUGACGGAAAAUGGGAGCCAUCAGUUGAUAGUGAAGGCAAGAUUCAACUUUAAGCAGACGAACGAAGACGAAUUGUCCGUUUGUAAAGGGGACAUCAUUUAUGUCACCAGAGUUGAAGAAGGAGGCUGGUGGGAAGGCACGUUAAAUGGCAGAACAGGCUGGUUCCCCAGUAAUUAUGUCCGAGAAAUUAAAUCCAGUGAGAGACCUCUCUCCCCCAAGGCUGUCAAAGGAUUUGAAACAACUCCACUUACCAAGAACUAUUAUACUGUGGUGUUACAGAACAUUUUGGACACUGAAAAGGAUUAUGCUAAAGAACUUCAGUCUCUACUUGUCACUUAUUUAAGACCCCUGCAGUCCAAUAACAAUCUGAGUACUGUGGAGUUUACAUCUUUAUUGGGGAACUUUGAGGAAGUAUGCUCAUUUCAACAGACACUCUGCCAAGCCUUGGAAGAAUGUUCAAAGUUUCCAGAAAACCAACACAAAGUAGGAGGUUGUCUGCUGAACCUCAUGCCUCAUUUUAAAUCUAUGUAUCUGGCUUACUGUGCAAAUCACCCCUCAGCUGUCAAUGUACUCACACAGCACAGUGAUGAUCUGGAACAAUUCAUGGAAAGUCAAGGUGCGUCCAGCCCAGGGAUCCUCAUUCUAACAACCAGCCUCAGCAAACCAUUCAUGCGACUGGAAAAGUAUGUCACUCUCUUGCAAGAGUUGGAACGGCAUAUGGAGGAUACGCAUCCGGAUCAUCAGGAUAUUCUGAAAGCAAUCAUAGCAUUCAAAACUCUCAUGGGCCAGUGCCAAGAUCUAAGAAAGAGAAAACAGCUGGAGUUGCAGAUACUUUCAGAACCUAUUCAGGCAUGGGAAGGAGAGAAUAUUAAAACCUUGGGAAACGUGCUGUUUAUGUCACAAGUAAUGAUGCAAUACGGAACGUCUGAGGAGAAAGAGGAGCGGUACCUCAUGCUGUUUUCAAGUGUCUUGAUAAUGUUAUCUGCAAGUCCUCGGAUGAGUGGCUUUAUCUAUCAGGGAAAAAUACCAGUGGCGGGAAUGGUGGUGACCAGAUUAGAUGAAAUUGAAGGGAAUGACAAUACAUUUGAAAUCACAGGUAACAUGGUCGACAGAAUUGUGAUCCACUGCAACAAUAGCCAGGACUUCCAGGAGUGGCUGGAGCAGCUGUGCAGACUGAUCAGGGGCCCUGCCUCUUGCAGUUCCUUAUCCAAAACAUCAUCGUCAUCUUGCAGCACUCAUUCUACAUUUUCCCAGUCUUUUAGCUCUACUGGACAGCCCCGAGGACCCCUGGAACCUCCUCAGAUUAUAAAACCGUGGAGUUUAAGUUGUCUACGACCCGCACCUCCACUUAGACCAUCAGCAGCACUAGGUUAUAAAGAGAGGAUGUCUUAUAUCUUGAAGGAGUCUAGUAAAAGCCCCAAAACAAUGAAGAAGUUUCUUCAUAAAAGAAAGACGGAAAGAAAGCCAUCUGAGGAGGAAUAUGUGAUUCGGAAAAGUACGGCUGCUCUGGAAGAGGAUGCUCAGAUCCUUAAAGUGAUUGAAGCCUACUGCACCAGCGCGAAUUUUCAACAAGGCCAUGGCUCAAGUGCUCGCAAAGAUUCACUUCCACAAGUCUUACUCCCUGAGGAAGAGAAACUCAUCAUUGAAGAAACCAGGAGCAAUGGCCAGACUAUCAUUGAAGAAAAGAGUCUGGUUGAUACUGUGUAUGCCUUGAAGGAUGAGGUCAAAGAACUGAAACAGGAAAAUAAAAGAAUGAAGCAAUGCCUGGAAGAAGAAUUGAAAUCAAGAAGGGACCUAGAAAAGCUGGUCCGGAGGCUGUUGAAGCAAACUGAUGAGUGUAUUCGGGCUGAAUCCAGUAGCAAGACCUCCAUUCUUCCAUAACUAUCACUGUGCAGCUGGGCAGACGUGCCUUCGGGGCAUCUCGAAAUGUCCAGAUGAAUGAUUUGUUUGCUCACUUCCUUGGCUUUUAUUUUGUAUCUGAGUCAGUCCUCUCUCCCCCCUUCCAUUCCCCUGCUCUUGCUCUUGCUUUCUUUCUCUGUCUGUUUGCUUGAGUGUUUGUUGUUGUUUGGUUAUUGGUUGGUUGUUUUCUUUCUGACAGGGGUAAAAGUGAAAGUGGUGGUGGAAGUCUCUCCAGAGUCUUUUCCAUUCAAUAAGAAAAGGAAAACUAGUAUAGGCAAAUGACUUAAAUGGUCUUCAGAUGGCCUUCAAUUCAUAGUGCCUCUUCAACCAGCCAUUUCCCCUCCUCGCCCCGCCCCAUCACUCUUUUGGGCUGGAUGCCAUGUCAAAGUGGCUGGCCAUGGCUUAGUAAAUGUGAACUUGACUUUUUCUCUCAUGCUUUCUUGUAUCUGGAAGCCCCUCUGUACCCAAUUUAAGGAAGACAAAGCUCCUUGAGCUAUGACUAGGGUAGGGUGAUUGGAAGACUAGCACAUUUGCCCAGUGACCCAGCCACCCUCCCUGGACUAUCAUGUGCCACCCCUCAAUGCACACUUUUUUAAAAAAAUUACUGCCCUGUGUUGUCUAUAAGGCCAAGAAAACAGUAGCACCCUUAUUCCUUUUGUGUGCGUUUACAUUUUAACUCUAUGGGGCAGAAGCUCUGGUCAUCCAUGCCAAUACCAGAUCCAUUAGCAAAUUGCACUAGACAAUCUUCCCCUUCAGCAGCAGAGUUGAUCAUCCCUCCCCAGUGCAUGAUAGAUUUCCCCCACAACCUUCUGCCUCGUAUGUAAGUUUUAUAUUUCCCCAGUGCUUUUAGCCAACCAUAUGAAGCGAUGUGUAAACUAGUAUGUGUGUGCUUCGCUUCCUUUUUGAAAAUAUAGACUGUGAGCAGUUGCUUCAUCUACACUGCAUAUUCAACUUGUGACUUCUCAUCCUUCAAAACAAUCUGCAUUGAGGAGCUAUCAUGCCCUAGUAGACUGCUUUAAUUCACUUUAUUGCUCUACCAGGUAUGCAGUGAGAAGCUGUAAUAUUCCUCAGCCUUGAAGCAUUAUUUGCAGAAAUGUGCUCUUGGUCCAGUUUGUAUAUCCAGAAAGAAUGGACACCUCUAGUGGUUGUGUGCUGGUUGCUAGUGAAGCUCAGGAUUUGGAACUGGUUUACUAAAGUGGCUCAUUAAAUCCAACAAUCACCUUUGUAAGUGUCUCAACAAUUAGAACUGUGGUAAACCAGGUUUAGAAGGAGGGUCACAGAAGAGCAGAACUCAUGCAAAUUCAGCACAACUGAAAGUCAGCACAGUGCAACCCACCCCUCUCUCUCCCCAAGACAGGUGCAACUGGGCAGGUGGGGAAGAUCACUGGAAAGAGAGGCAGAGGGCCAAUGGUCUGGUCAAGGUAGUCUUCCAGAUACAUUUGGCGGGUGCCUAUAAAUGUGGGUUUUGCAAAUGUUAUUAAGAAAGCACACUUGAAGCUCGAAUCCCCCAGCUUGCUAAGCUCUUUUUCUUUCUCAUACUGGGGUGGGGGGGCGUCUCAAGUUCCCAUAGCUACACGGUACAGGGCUGUUGACUACUUGCUGCACAGCAGAAAUGACACCAUCCACAGGAAAGGGACUCUACCUGCAGUCCGCCAUCAGCCAACCACAUGCAGCCAUCUUUGGAAGCUGAAGAGUGAAGAUUUCUAGAAAUGGCCGUCAUUCUGUUUUUAAGCCCAGAAGCUUAGCUGUGCCAUCCUUCACCUAAAAAUUAACAACAACCACAAAGAUCUGAGCAUCUGCCCUGUCUGUGGUUAAUCAAUGGCUUACAGUAAAUGUGCACAUUAUAUCCAUAGGGAACAUUUUUGUGAUUACAAAAUACUUUAGUAGAUAAGGUACAGGAUUGCUUAUAAUACUGAAAGGUCUUUAUUUUAAAGUAAAGUGUACAUAUGCAUGUUUUUGGAACUUGACCUUCUGAGGAGAGGCCCUCGGUACUCUGGGUAGUGAAGCUCGUGCAGAGUGUGGUGUCUGCGCUCACACAGUAAGCAGUAAUAUAAAGGAAAUGAAGCCAUGUUAACCUGAGAGCAGUGUCUUCAUAGUUGUGUUGUUUACAUACUCUAUAAGUGGGUUCCUCUUACUCUGUAAUUAAACUGCUGCCCUUAGAGGCUUUUUAGUUCCUCUUCCAUCAUGUUCCUUCUUACACAAGCUCAAAUUUUCUAACUUGUUUUUAUUUUGAAGACUUUUAAAAUGGACGUUUUCAAUAAAUAAGAAUAACAGUGCUUUAUAAACUAAGUCCUGUGUUUUCUUUUCUUUUUCUUUCUUUUUCUUCCUUUUUUUCUCUAACCAGUGUGCAGAAGGAUUUUUCAUGCUAUGGCAGCUUCCUCCCCCAUUUACUCAUUAGGCGUCCGCUCUCCAGCUGUCUUCCACCUGUUUCAGUCUGGGCAGGUGAGAUCUGCUCCCUGCUUUACAGAGAUAAUACGGGCCUUCCUUAACUUCUCCACCCCUCUCCUUCCAUCCUCAACCUAUGAACUGUACACUAUUUUCCAUCCUGUAUCAGGAUUUUGUCAACCACUUGAAGCCUACAUUUUGACUGCAGUUGGAAUGCUGGUGUCAGCAGUCAAAAUAAAAAUAUUUGCUCCACCUCGA